ACCAAGAAGCAACACGUUGUUUUUAUUAUUAAAUCAGAAUUACAAGACAAAACUUUGAGAACAUUUUUUUUUCUUUCAAAAACAGACAUUUUGGUAUCGGGUUAAAUAAAUAUAUAUAAAUUAAUAUAAAUAUAAAUGAACUGUUUGGAUGAAAUAGAAAUUUGUAAAACAAAAAAGAUAAAUAUUAGAUUACAAUCAGUGUGUCGGGGUGUUAAAUAGGGACUUUUAUAGGGUUGGAUUUAAAGUUAGAUCUAAUUCUUCAAUAAUGCAAAUAGAAUAUGAAUAAAUAAAAGCCUGUGAUGUAUUCUUAUUUUAAAUAGAAUAACAACAAUAAGCCGAUUGAUUGAUUGAUUAGUAAAAACUCUUAGACAAAAAAAAGAUGAUUAAUGAUGUCAACUUGUGAUGGUUAUUUCGUCUUCUAAGAACAUAAUCGGCAGAUUAAUAAAUAAUAUAAAAUAAGUAGUAGUUUCAGCAGUACAUAUAUAUUUGUGUUAUUUUAUGGGAACUAGAAGGAGUAAAACUAGAAAAAUAGACGUUUAAGAAAUGUAGAAUAAAACUGGAUUAAACUAAAAAUCAGAAGCUUGAGUUUGACAUUUAAAGGAAAAACAGAAGUAAAGUUCUCUAUCAGUGAGUCCGUAAUCCAAACCUUCCAUUGCAUCUUGGUCCAAGUCUGCAUAAGGGUUACUAUGAAACCCGACCACGCCCCCGGCCUCUCGUCAGCCCGCCUCCAAGCUGCCGGAGCCAAUCAGAAGAGCCCUCUGCUGCAGCCCUGAGUUAUAAGAACCUCUCGGUGCUCAGAGACAGACACUAACAACCACAAGAUGAACAUGCCACAGGUCCUCAUCCUCGUCACCAUCCUGGUGCUCGCGGCGGACGCUUUCCCCUCGGACAGAAGCGCCGGGCCCGGCCGGGACAAGCGGGCCUCCUGGGACGACAUGAACAUUCUGGCCCACGGCCUCCUGCAGCUGGGCCAGGGCCUGAAGGAACACGUGGACAAGACCAGAGUCCAGAUGAGGGACGUCGACGCCAAGCUGAAGGCCUUCAACGGCUCGCUGGCUCAACUCGAGAGGGCGCGGCGGGAGCGCGAUGGAGCGAUGGAGGCCAGAACCAAAGAGCUGGAGGAGGAGGAGAGAGAGGAGGUGGAGGAGGUGAAGACACAGAGCGAGGACAUCCACACCAGGAUGGACAGGCUGGAGGAGAAAGUGGACGAGGUCCUCGGAGAGUCGACCGGGGAGCACAACAACAGCGACCACACGGGAGCCCCGUCCAUCCAGGCUCUGGUCGCGGCUCAGAACCGACGCAUCGACCAGCUGGUGGAGAAGAUCAAGCAGCAGCAAGACAAGCUGGAGAAGCAGAGCCGCCACCUGCAGACACUGCAACUCAAGGUCGCACACAAGAGGGUGAAAUCGCACCGCCGGAGAGACAGCGACACGGCUCUGAGGGCCGAGUCCGGAGAGCCGAGCAGAGACGACGCUCCAGGUUUGGCCAGAGACUGUCACGACCUGUUCCUCCGAGGGCAUCGAGCCGGCGGCGUCUACAAGAUCCAACCGCUCGGCUCCGUGCCCUUCGACGCCCUCUGUCAGAUGACCUCUGAAGGCGGGUGGACGGUGAUCCAGAAGCGUCUGGAUGGAUCCCAGAGCUUCAACCAGCUGUGGGAGAGCUACCGGAGCGGCUUCGGGAACCUGGACGGCGAGUUCUGGUUGGGCUUGGAGAACAUCCGCUCCAUCGCCGCGCAGGGCCAGUACGUCCUGCAGGUGGAGCUCUCCGAUUGGCUGGGGCAGCGGGAGGCUCGCUAUGGACUCCACCUGGAAGGAGAGGAGAAGAAGUUUGCUCUGCGCCUGGAGGCCGACUCUCCAUCCGGGGCUCGGGAGCAUGUGAUGGGGACGGAAGGAUCCGGUGUUCCUUUCUCCACCGCGGACAGAGACAACGACCUCUCAGAGGUCAACUGUGCCGCGCGGCUCUCCGGCGGCUGGUGGUUCAGUCGUUGUGGCGAGUCCAAUCCGAACGGCUUAUUUCCCAGAAGGCCGAGCGUGCGGCGGUCCAGCAGGCGAGAGAUGUUCUGGUCGUCCACGAAGGGACGACGCGACUCGAUGAAGAUCACGCUCCUGAAGAUCGCCCCCGCCACAAUAAAACACGAGCAGUGACCGUAUCGAUCACUCACUAAUGAUCCCGACGAGCUGAUCAGAUAUCUCUAUGCUGUGCCAUACGAUCAAUAAUCGUCAUAUUGACACGUUUAUUCCCUUCAUAAGGGUUUCCUGCUUAAUGUGUUUUAAAUACUCGUACUAUUAUACUUCAGUGUAUUUUCUUCAUCAUUUAUAUA
Messenger RNA from Pseudoliparis swirei, 2320 nucleotides. RefSeq names its product angiopoietin-related protein 4-like. Gene Ontology annotation, biological process: triglyceride homeostasis. The transcript has 7 exons. Gene Ontology annotation, molecular function: enzyme inhibitor activity. NCBI's taxonomy places the organism in Eukaryota, Metazoa, Chordata, Actinopteri, Perciformes, Liparidae. The coding region runs from base 822 to 2144 and encodes 440 amino acids. The record is from RefSeq and is a predicted model, not a curated record.